Messenger RNA from Drosophila yakuba, 1370 nucleotides. RefSeq lists its product as uncharacterized. Bases 451 to 1302 code for a protein of 283 amino acids. The record is from RefSeq and is a predicted model, not a curated record. The transcript has 4 exons. Lineage: Eukaryota; Metazoa; Arthropoda; Insecta; Diptera; Drosophilidae.
CAGACAUAUACCCAAAAAGAUGCCAGAGAAAGAAGAUCGUCCGAUCCUAAUGAUAAGUGAUCCCUUCAUGCGCCGCAAAUCAAAUUAACCUUGGAUGGAACUCAGUGCGAAAUUCAGUUUCGCUGACAGUGAACCGAAAUCCCUCGGCGGGGGUCAGUCUGAAGUGGAUUUCAAUUAGCGGGCAAGACAUGUUAAUCCGAGCUUAAAUCGAACACGUGGAGUGUCCAGAUAGUAAAGUGCAAUAAAUUAGCACUAGCUGAGAUGACUGACUAGUUUCUGACUAGUGUCUUAUCUGGUCUGGUUGCAGUGGGGUGCAAAUCGGCCCUGACAACUGCGUGACGCAUAAAGAUGGAUUGGCUCGGGGAAAAUGUAGCUGUGCACCUAUUGCUUUUCUUUUUCUUUUCUCUUUUGGAAAAACAAAGUUGACAGUCUAGAAAAUCUUGUCAAUAUAUGUAUAUUUGUGAAAUAAGCACCCAAGUAUUAUACAUAUACGCACAUACAUAUGCUGCUCUUUCUGGUUUUCCUUGCUUCCAGAGUAACUUAAAAUAUAAAAAAAAGAAAUAUAUAAGAAUAAAUCCUUUAUGUUACUUCUACCAGCCUUGCUUGGGAUAUUAUGAUAUCAUCAAGAGUGAAGUGCUCACCGCCCACAACGAACACCGUAGGACUUGGACAGUUCCAGAGUUCAUCGAAUCGGAGGAACUCUCCCAGGAGGCUCGCGAGUAUGCAAUUCAUCUGAGUACCUUGAAUAUACCAGAUCAAAUACUGUACGAGCAAGCUAGGAAACAAAAUAUUCGUGUGGAUCACCUGGCUUAUCCCGUAUCGGAUUCGGAGUUUGAAAUGUUUUCAGAGAACAUUUGCGAAUUUCAAAAAAACGUGUGUGUUUAUUAUUGGGCUACUGAAGGAGCAGUUUCCUAUGGCAUUGCAAAGGAGCGUAGAACCGAAGUUGAACAAUCAUUGGCUGAUAAAUUCUCGGCCAUCACGUGGAAAACAACGACAGAAAUCGGUGUUGGAUGGGCACCAAAAGAUCGAUCAAAAAAGAACGGACGAAAGAUAUUGGUUGUGCGGUACAGUCCAGCAGGAAACCAGCCCGGAGAGUACGAAAACAAUAUAGAAAACCCCGAAUUCCUGGAAUACUUUAACAUGCCAGCAAGGGAGGAGCCUGAUACAGCGCACAGUCACAACAAUUCGGCUAAAUUAAGUAAUGGUGUAGUAGAUGUGCUAGUUUAUAUUUUGUUUUUCGUCCUAGCCAAACUAGAAUGUGACUUUAAGUGCACUGGUAAUUCCUUUCUUAUAAGCGGUUGAAACCGAACCAUGUAAAAUUCAUAAUUGAGUAAAGAUUGUUGGGUUUAUCACAUUAUAUGCCAAAAUUA